UUCAUGAUCCUAGAUUUGAGUGUGAGUUUUGAAUUCAGAUACAAUCUAGAGAAUCAGUUGUUUUAUGUUUAAGUAGUAAUUAUUAAGCUACAUUGAGAGUGUGUUCUUAUUGUCUGCUGUCUUCAGGGAUGAGGAUAGACUUGAAGGGGGAAAGGAGGAUUAAGUAUGUAAAUACGUGGAAUGCUUCAAGGUCUGGGAUGUAGAGUGUUUGCCUGGCAUGUAGGAAGCCCCACACCACAUAACAAGUAUGGUGGUACAUACUUGUAAUCCUGACACUUAGGAAGUAGACAGAGAGAGAGAGAGAGAGAGAGAGAGAGAGAGAGAGAGAGAGAUUCUUUCAAAUGGUAAGUAAUAGAAAAGCCCUUGAUCUAAAUUUACACAGAUCUUUUGAUUGUUUAGCAGGUACCAUCUAAAGGCACUGGUUUAAAUCCUAAUGCCAAAGUAUGGCAGGAACCUCCUUCUGGGAAUCCUGAUGGCACUCCUGUAACUGAAAGCUCUUGGCAUGGAACUGCAGCCACCUCUGGGUCUCAUCCUGAGGGUAGUGCAGAACUUUCAGAAGAUAUGUGCAAGGAAUAUGAAGUAAUGUAUUCUCCAGCUUGUGAACCCACAAGAAAUACUGCAGACAUCGAAGAGUCAGCUGAUGGAGUGAUUUUAGGACCUGAAGAUCUGGGUUACCAAAUAUAUGAUGUUUCUGGAGAAAGCAGUUCAACAGUUUCUACAGAAGACUUAAAAGAAUGUCUGAAAAAGCAAUUAGAGUUCUGUUUUUCACGAGAAAAUUUAUCGAAGGAUCUUUACUUGAUAUCUCAAAUGGAUAGUGAUCAGUUCGUCCCAAUAUGGACAGUUGCCAACAUGGAAGAAAUAAAAAAACUGACCACAGAUCUGGAUUUAAUUCUUGAGGUGUUGAGAUCUUCCCCUAUGGUACAAGUUGAUGAGAAGGGCGAGAAAGUGAGACCGAGUCAUAAACGUUGUAUCGUAAUUCUCAGAGAAAUUCCUGAAACAACACCAGUAGAGGAAGUGAAAGCUUUGUUUAAAAGUGAAAACUGCCCCAAAGUGAUAAGCUGUGAAUUUGCACACAACAGCAACUGGUACAUCACUUUCCAGUCAGACACAGAUGCACAGCAGGCUUUUAAAUAUUUAAGAGAAGAAGUUAAAACAUUUCAGGGCAAGCCAAUCAUGGCAAGGAUAAAAGCCAUUAAUACAUUUUUUGCUAAGAAUGGUUAUCGAUUAAUGGAUUCUAGUAUGUAUACUCAACCCAUUCAGACUCCAACCCAAUACCCCUCACCAGUCUUUAUGCCGCCAGUGUAUAACCCUCACCAGCAGUACUCAGUGUAUAGUAUUGUGCCUCCAUCUUGGUCUCCAAGUCCUGCACCUUACUUUGAAACACCACUGGCUCCUUUUCCAAAUGGUAAUUUUGUGAAUGGCUUUAGUUCACCGGGAUCUUAUAAAACAAACGCUGCUGCUGUGAAUAUGGGCCGACCAUUCCAAAAAAAUCGUGUGAAACCUCAUUUUAGGUCAUCCAGUGGUUCAGAACACUCAACAGAGGGCUCUGUGUCAUUGGGGGAUGGACCAUUGAGCAGAUCUAGUUCAAGGAACUUUCUCUCGGAACGGCAUAACCCUACAGUAACAGGGAAUCAAGAACAAACUUACCUUCCAAAGGAGGCUCCCAUUUUACAGAUGGAACAGAAUGGGGACUUUGGUAGAGGCAGGAGAACGCUUUUCAGAGGUCGGAGACGAAGAGAAGAUGACAGGAUCCCAAGACCCCAGCCUUCAACACCUGAAGCGAAGGCUCCAACACCAAAGUUUGACUUAUUAGCUACAAAUUUUCCUCCUUUACCUGGAAGUUCGUCAAGAAUGCCAGAUGAACUUGUUUUGGAGAAUAGAAUGUCUGAUAUUGUUAAAGGUGUCUGCAAAGAAAAGGACAGUGAAGACUUGAGAGUUAGUUGCCCAGUGCCUGCAGAGGAUGAACAGACUGACUGUGCUUCUGCCCAGCAACUCAGCAGAAGUCCUGGUCCUUCCUGUACAGCUGAGCCUCCUGCGUUAAGCACAACUCAGCAAGAGAAGGAUCAGAUGGAGGAUUCUGCAGUUCCAAAGGAUGGUCUCAGUCAGAUGACUGUACCUGUUUCUUCUCCAGCUACUACAAAGCCAUCAAGGGCAGACACUGCUUCACCUUGCAAUAGUAACGUAAAUACACCCACAGCUGUGAGUCUCCAGGAACCUCGAAAGUUAAGUUAUGCUGAAGUGUGUCAGAAGCCUCCUAAAGAGCCAUCUCCAGUUCCUGUACAGCCACUACGGGAACUUCGAUCCAAUGUCGUGUCUCCCACCAGAAAUGAAGAGAACGGAGCUCCUGAGAAGCCUGUUGAAAAAGCACAUGAGAAACCAGAAACAAGGGCUAGUAAGGAUCAUUGUGGCUUCCGCGGCAAUACCAUUCCCAGGGGAGCAGCUGGAAAAAUCAGGGAACAGAGACGCCAGUUUAGCCAUAGGGCUACACCUCAGGGAAUGACUCGACGUAAUGGGAAGGAGCAGUUCGUGCCACCCAGAUCACCAAAGUAAAAACAAACCGUAAC
Molecule: messenger RNA, 2564 nt
Organism: Peromyscus eremicus (cactus mouse)
Lineage: Eukaryota; Metazoa; Chordata; Mammalia; Rodentia; Cricetidae
Gene: Larp4
Product: La ribonucleoprotein 4
Exons: 15
Coding region: 562-2550 (662 amino acids)
Biological process (GO): positive regulation of translation
Cellular component (GO): cytosol; cytoplasmic stress granule
Molecular function (GO): mRNA 3'-UTR binding
Source: RefSeq, a predicted model, not a curated record